Messenger RNA from Adineta steineri, 5640 nucleotides. Lineage: Eukaryota; Metazoa; Rotifera; Eurotatoria; Adinetida; Adinetidae. The record is from the annotation of a GenBank genome assembly.
AUGGAUAUUGAAGUCUUACCAUCAGAAUUCUCAAAUCAUGAAGGGCCUUCUGUUAUCAUCGAUUCUGACAGUAGAUCAAAGCCAAUUACGCCACAACAAGAUCCGACAACUACUGACACUUAUGAUUUUAUAUUGACUCAAACACCUAGAACAACUUGUCUACCGUAUUUGUCACGUUCAACUAAAGUAGUGAUUAUAUUUGCUUUAUUCGCAAGUUUAUCAAUGAUGAACGCUAUUCUAAUAGUUUAUUACACUUCAGCAAAACCACCAAGUAAAGUGUGCACAUUUAUCCUAACAUCAGACGCUAAGAGUUCGAUCAGUGCUGAUUCUCAUCCGUAUUCGGUUGCCGUAGCUGAUCUUAAUAACGAUGGUCUUCUUGAUAUAGUCGUACCAAAUUCUGGGAUCAACAAAAUUGGAGUAUUUCUUCGACAAGCUAAUGAUACAUUUGCAGAUCAAAUAACAUUCUCAACUGGUGAUUAUUCUAUGCCAUACUCAGUGGCUAUUGCUGAUAUCAAUAAUGAUCAACGACAGGAUAUAAUCGUAGCAAAUUUUGGUACUAAUAAUAUUGGUGUCUUUCUUGGAAGACUUAAUGGUACUUUUGGUUCUCAAACAACUUUUUCAACUGGAUCUUCUCGUCCACGAUGGGUUAUGAUAGCUGAUUUCAACAAUGAUACACAACCUGAUAUAGCUGUAGUUAAUCAUGGUACGAAUAAUAUUGGUAUUCUUUUAGGAGAUGGAAAGGGAAAUUUUGCCAAUCAGAUCACUUUUUCUACUGGUUUUGAUUCUAUACCAUACUCAAUUGCGAUUGCUGAUCUCAAUAAUGAUGGCAAGCUUGAUAUCGCUGUUGCUAAUUAUGGUACCAACAAUGUAGGUGUUUUACUCAAUUAUGGGAAUGGUACAUUCGCUACACAAGUCACUUUUAAGACUGGUAUUAACUCUCAUCCAUCUUCAAUUGCCAUCAAUGACUUAAAUACUGAUAAUCAUAUGGAUAUCGUCGUCGUCUGUUCUGGUACGAAUAAUAUUGCCAUUGUUUUGGGUCUUGGGAACGGUACUUUUACUAUAGCAAAAAAAUAUUCAACUGGUAAUAAUUCUUCUCCUCUUUCAAUAGUCAUCGGUGACUUUGAUAAUGAUAAUAUAUUGGAUAUAGCUGCCGCCAAUUAUGGCACCGUCAGUAUUGGAGUAUUUUUCGGAUAUGGAACCGGAAUUUUUGCAGAACAAAUGUCAUUUUUUACUGCUUCUGAUUUUAAUCCGUAUUUUAUUGCUACCGGUUAUUUCAAUAAUGAUACUCGAUUAGAUAUUGUCGUCGUUAACUUCGAUUAUAACUAUGUCAUUAUGAUUAUUACCAACAAAAAAUAUACUUUCUUGAAGCAAACUACCUAUCAAACAACUGGUUCUAGCAGUUUUCCGGCAUCAGUCACGGUUGCAGACUUUAAUAAUGACAGUUUAUUAGAUAUGGUCGUUACCAAUUUUUAUGCUAAUAGUAUAGAUAUAUUUAUUAACUAUGGUAAUGAUACCUUUAAAAAUCAAAUAUCUUAUUCAACUGGAUCGGGUUCUGGGCCGUUUUACGCUACAAGUGGUGACUUUAACAACGAUAAGCGACGAGAUAUUGUUGUUGCUAACAAUUUGGGUAAUACUAUAAUUAUAUUUCUUGCUAAUGGCAAUGGAACUUUCUCAUCUCCAACAUCUUAUUCAACUGGAAGUAACUCUGGGCCAUAUAAAAUCGUCACUGAUGAUUUGAAUAACGACAACUGGACAGAUAUUGUUGUUACUAACUAUUUCGGUAGUAAUAUAGGUAUAUUUUUUGGGUAUGGUGAUGGAACUUUCUCCACACAAACAACGUAUUCAACUGGCAGUAACUCGGGACCAUAUUCAGUAGUCAUUGGUGAUAUUAAUAAUGAUAAACAACAAGACAUUGUUGUUACUACACGUAGUACAAGUAGUAUCACUGUUUUUCUUGGUUAUGGCAAUGGAGCAUUCUCAAGCCCAACAACCUUUUCGACUGGGAAUAACUCUAGCCCAACACUGUUCACUUUUGCCGAAUUAAACGGAGAUAAUCUAGUUGAUCUUGUUGUCGCUGAUCGUGGUGCUAACAAUAUACGUAUUUUAUAUGGUUAUGGUAACGGCAGUUUUUCACUGCAAAGUACUUUGCCAACAGGCGAUAAUUCUGCACCAAGAGAUGUUACUAUCGCUGAUAUCGAUAAAGAUGGUCAUCUGGAUAUUGUUUUUGUCAACUAUAUUGGUGGCAGUGUCGGCAUUUUUUUUGGCUAUGGUAAAGGAAAUUUUUCUACACAAAAAAUUUAUUCGCUUGGAAAUGGUUCGUACCCAUUCUCGGUCGUCGUUAGUGAUUUAAAUAAUGAUGGUCAAUCCGAUAUUAUUGUCCCAAAUUCGGGUAUUGGUAAUGUGGUCAUUCUGAGUGGAUAUGAUAAUAGUACGUUUACCAGUCAACAAACCUAUCGAACUAAAAAUGUUUCUAAUCCACAAUCUAUCGCUGUUGGAGAUGUUAACAACGACAACCGACUUGAUGUUAUCGUCGUCAAUUAUUUAGGUAACAAUGUAGAUAUUUUUCUGGGAUUAGGUAAUGGUACAUUUACAAGUUACGCGAGUUAUACAACUGGAACUUCAUCUAAUCCAUACUCAGUUGCUGUUGGUCAUUUCAACGAUGAUAAAUGGUUAGAUAUAAUCGUUGCAAAUUCUGGAUCAAACAAUAUAGGUAUAUUUCUUGGAUAUGGUAAUGCGACGUUUUCAAGUCAAACAACUUAUUCAACUGGCAAUAGCUCUCAACCGUAUGCUGUUGCUAUUGCUGAUUUUAAUAAUGAUAAACGGUUGGAUAUUGUCGUUGCUAAUUCUGGAACAAACAAUUUAGGUAUAUUUUAUGGAAAUAACGAUGGCACAUUUUCAAGUCAACAAACUAUGUCGACCGGUCCGUUUUCUUUACCACGAUAUGUCGUUGUUGGUGAUUUUAACAAUGACAGUCAAUGGGAUAUUGCUGUCAUUAAUUAUGGCGGAGAUAAUUUAGGAAUUUUUCUUGGGUAUGGCAAUGGAAAUUUUUCGACUCAAACUAUCUAUCCUACUGGAAUUAUCGAUAGAUCUUAUGGUGCUGCUGUUGGUGAUCUGAAUAAUGACGGUAAACAAGAUAUAAUCAUUACUCUGUACUAUUCUCGCACAAUUGCUAUUUUUCUCGGAUAUGGAAAUGGAACAUUUGCCAAGACAGCAAGCUAUUCAACUGGUUCUGGAUCUUAUCCAAUUACGAUUGCUAUUGGAGACUUGAAUAAUGACAAUCGAAUGGACAUCGCUGUUAGUAAUUGUAACACUGACAAUGUUGUCAUUUUUAUCGGAACUGGUGACGGAAAAUUUUCUAAUGGCAAUAGUUAUUCCGCCGAUAAAAACGCUUGUCCAUCUUCCAUCGCUCUUGGAGAUUUUAAUAAUGAUACUGUAAUGGAUAUUGUCGUCGCAAAUUAUGGCACUAAUGUAAUUGGUGUUUUUCUUGGAACUACUUACAUAACUGGCAUACCUGAAGACCCAUAUUCAACUGGAUCUUCUCCGCAUCCACAAGGUGUUGCCAUUGAUGAUUUUAAUAACGAUGAUCAAUUAGAUAUAAUUAUCAUUAAUCAUGGAUUGGGUAAUGUAGGAGUACUUUUAGGACAUACAAAUGGAACAUUUCCAUUGCAAACAAUGUUUUCAGUCGGUGAUUUAUCUUAUCCAGCAUCGGUUGUCAUUGCUGAUGUGAAUAACGAUACUGAACUAGAUAUUAUUGUCGCUAAUUCUGCCACAGAAAGUAUAGGUAUUCUUUAUGGAUAUGGAAAUGGUAGUUUUGCGGAUGUAGAAAUAUUUGCAACUGGAUCUGGUACUAUUCCACAAUCGAUCGUCGUUGGUGAUUUUAAUAAUGAUAAGAAACUUGAUAUUGUCGUCGCUAAUACUGGUAUUGACAGUAUAUUUAUAUUUUUGAGAUAUGAUCCUGGUGCAUUUCGAAGCCAAAUAUCGUAUUCAACCGGAAUUAAUUCCAUUCCACAAUUUGUGACUCCAGGCGAUUUUAACAGAGAUGGUCGAUUAGAUUUUGCUGUCGUUAAUGCUGGCGCCGGUAAUGUAGGUGUCUUUAUAGGGCUAGAUAAUAACACUUUUUCCAGUCAAACGACAUACCCGACUGGCAGUCAAGCGAAUUCACGGUCAAUUAUUAGUACUGAUUUAAAUAAAGACACUUGCUUGGAUCUUGUUGUCUGCAAUUUGUGGAGUGAUGAUAUAAGUGUUUUUCUUGGACGUUGUGAUGGUACAUUUUUGAAUCAAACAAAUUAUCAAACUGGAAGUGGUUCUGGACCGAUAUAUGUCGCUGUUGGUGAUUUUGACAAUGAUACUCAAUUAGAUAUUGUUGUCAUCCUUGAGUUCACUAACCAAAUAGGUUUUUUCUAUGGAUAUAGGAAUGGUACCUUCUCGAAUGUAACCACAUUUUCAGUUGAAUCUGAUUCAACUCCAGUAGCGGUUGCUGCUGCUGAUCUUAACUAUGAUAGUCGAUUAGAUAUUGCUGUGGCUUAUUUUUCAAGUGGCUAUGUUAGUAUUUUCUAUGGAUUUGGUAAUGGUACGUUUUCUAAAUCAAUCAUAUAUUCAACUGGCCCUAAUUCACAUCCAUCAUUGAUCGUUAUCGAUGACUUAAACAAGGAUGGUCGACUAGACAUUGUUGUCGCUAAUGCAGGAACAGAUAAUGUCGGUAUAUUCUUCGGAAAUAAUAAUGGUAUAUUUUCCAAUAUGGUAGCACUUCCAACAGGUAGUGGUUCUGGUCCAUAUGCAGUCGCCAUUGUUGAUAUUAAUAAUGAUGCUCAACUGGAUAUCGUCGUUGCCAAUUAUGGCAACAACAAUUUAGGUGUUCUUCUCGGAUGUAACAAUGGUACCUUUUUCAGUCAAUUGACCUAUUCGACUGGCGAUUAUUCUGAGCCAUACUAUCUUGCUGUCGGCGAUUUCAAUAACGACAAUCGAAUGGAUGUUGUCGUUGUCAAUUCAGGCAGCAAUAAUAUAGGUGUAUUUUUUGGGUAUGUUAGUGAUAGUUUCUUAAAUGCACCAUCUUAUUUGAGUAAACCUUCUUCUCAUCCGACUUCCAUUGCUCGUGCAGAUUUCAACAAUGAUACUCAAAUGGAUGUCGUUGUCACUAAUAAUGGUGCGGAUAAUAUGAUGAUACUAUUUGGAUCAGGUUAUGGCACUUUUACCAGUCAAAUGACCUAUUCAACUGGCGUGGGUUCUCAACCAUCAUCAGUAGCUGUGGGAGAUUUUAAUAAAGAUGGUCGAUUGGAUAUUGUCGUCACUAAUUCAGGUACCAAUAAUAUUGUUGUCUUUCUUGGUAAUAAUAUAAGCAGCUUUUCGAAUCCAAUGAAUUAUUCUACUGGUCUUCGCUCUCAACCAAGCGCAGUAGCUAUUGUGGAUUUCGACAAUGAUGGUCAACUGGAUAUUGCCGUAGCUAGUUACGGUGCCAAUAGUAUGGGUGUAUUUUUAGGUUAUGGCAAUGGUAGUUUUAUGAAUCAAUUAAUAUUUUCUACUGGUUUUGGUUCACAUCCGAUUGCACUCGCUACUGGUGAUAUCAACAAAAAUAAACUGACCGAUAUUAUCGCCGUUAAUAAUGGUUAUGGUAAUAUAGAUAUUCUUAAGAAGACAUGUUAA